AUGUUCUUCUGUGCCAUUUCCGGCUCUCCUCCUACGGCGCCCGUCGUCUCCAAGACCUCGGGCACGGUCUACGAGAAGUCGCUGAUCGAGCGGUACAUUGAGGAGAACGGCACCGACCCGAUUUCUGGAGAGCCUCUGACCAAGGAGGACCUGAUCGAUGUCAAGGCCAAGCCCUCUACCCUCCCUCCCCGCACCUCGAACCAGACCUCGAUCCCCGCGCUCCUGACCGCGCUCCAGUCCGAGUACGAUGCGAUCAUGCUCGAGUCACUCGAGAUCAAGAAGGCUUUCCAGAGCGCACGCGCCGAGCUCGCCAAUGCUCUUUACAGGGAAGACGCCGCGACCCGCGUGAUCGCAAGGUUGAUGCAGGAGAGGGAUGAGGCUCGCCAGGCUCUGUCAUCGAUCCAGGCUUCGAUCGGUGUCGCGCCCGCGGCGGCGGCCGCUGAGGAGGAGGACGUCGAGAUGCAGCCCGAGAGCGUGCUCCCGGCUGAUGUGGAGGAAAAGAUCAUGGCGACCAACCAGGCUCUGUCGUCGGUGCGCAAGAAGCGCAAGCCGGCGCCUGGCUACGCGACCGCCGACUCCGUCAAGUCGUACGUCCAGACCUCGUCUGUGCCCUCGAUGCACGGCACCAAGCCGCCAGGCAUCAACGCGCUUGACCUCUCGGUGGAUGGCAAGACCAUUGUGACUGGUGGCCUCGACAAGGUCGUGCAGGUGUUUGACCUCGAGAGCCAGACUGUUCUCGCCACCCUCAAGGGCCAUACCAAGGCCGUCACCCACGUUGCGUUCCGCGAGAACGAGGGUAUGUCGCGUGUGGCCAUUUCGUCGGGUGCCGACAAGACUGUGCGCUUCUGGGGUGAGAAGGAGGGCGGCUCGUGGGGUGCGCAGGGCAGCAUUGCCGCCCACAAGGGCGAUGUCACUGGCCUUGCCGUUCACCCCUCGGGCUACUACGUUGCCUCGGCCUCGACCGACAGCACCUGGUGCCUGCACGACAUUGAGUCGGCCAAGACCAUCGCCACGUACGGUGCUCUCCCUGAUGUCGAGGGCUCGUUCGCCUACACCUCGUUCUCCGGCCACCCGGACGGCGUCCUCAACGCUGGCGGCACCAAGGACGGUAUUGUCCGCGUCUGGGACGCUCGUCAGGCGACCUCGCUGGCCGCAUCGCUCGACUCACACCCGGGCAAGGCCCUCACCACUCUUGGCUUCUCCGAAAACGGCUACUACCUCGCUACCGGUUCGUCGAGCGACUCGCUCGUCAACGUCUUUGACCUGCGCAAGCUCAAGCUCCUGUCGGGCUGGAACCUGCCCGCGGAGAAUGCUGUCCACGAGGUCCGCUUCGACCCCUCCGCCCAGUUCCUCACUGUUGCCGGUACCGACCUCCGCGUCUACGCCAACAAGACCUGGGAUGAGCUGCUCAAGUUUGACGACAACAACGGUGUCAUCACCGCCGCCCGCUGGGGCAACCUUGGUAGCGAGAUUGUGCUCUCGGGUCUGGACCGCACCGUGCGCGUCCUUGGUGCCCAGGCGUAG
Molecule: messenger RNA, 1524 nt
Organism: Apiotrichum porosum
Lineage: Eukaryota; Fungi; Basidiomycota; Tremellomycetes; Trichosporonales; Trichosporonaceae
Exons: 5
Coding region: 1-1524 (507 amino acids)
Biological process (GO): DNA repair; protein ubiquitination; mRNA splicing, via spliceosome
Cellular component (GO): Prp19 complex; U2-type catalytic step 1 spliceosome; cytoplasm
Molecular function (GO): ubiquitin protein ligase activity; protein binding
Source: RefSeq, a predicted model, not a curated record